AAUUACUUUAAGAGAGCAUUGCGUUAGUUUGAUGUAUUUAAUUCUACAUCACUCUUUAUCUAACAUUUUGUCAUUUCUCUUCAGUUUUUGUUGGAAUCGUCAUCAUUGAACAAUGGCAACCUCUGGUCAAUCUGGAAGAUGUUUGUGGGAAAUUUCAGAAUAGAGGUUUUGCUACUUAUGAGCUUGGAUUUAGAAACCAUGAUUUAUGGAUUGCGCUAUGGGUUGGGUGGACUGGAUCAAGACAUGGGUUGCAGGAUGGAUGGAGUGAAUCAGGAGAAGACAGGCGUCAAGCGUAAACAACCUGAUCAGCGCAACGGAGGGAGGGAUUUAGAUGAAGCCGAGGGUUGCAGGAUGGGUGGAGCGAAUCAGACGAACACAAGCGUCAAGAGAAAGCAACCUGAUCUGCGCUAUGGAUGUAAUGGUUCAGACGAAGAUGAGGUGUUACCGUGCGACUAUGCUUUCGGAUCAAUGCCUACUGAUGUCGCCAUUCUGAGCCACCCUACUUCGAUACCCUUCUAACUUUGCUGCUCUAAUCGAUUCGAAGUAUAAAAACCAAAACCUUUGCAGGGUGGCAUUUAUGGAUGGGCUGCAAUAGCAAUUGCAGUUAGAGACCUUUUGCAUGGUGGUAUUAUUUAUGGAUGGGUUGCAAUCGCAAUAUGACCUUUGCAUAAAAGGCCUAAUUUGUG
Molecule: messenger RNA, 686 nt
Organism: Cuscuta campestris
Lineage: Eukaryota; Viridiplantae; Streptophyta; Magnoliopsida; Solanales; Convolvulaceae
Source: the annotation of a GenBank genome assembly